This is a messenger RNA of Telopea speciosissima, 1134 nucleotides long. RefSeq lists its product as uncharacterized. The transcript has 3 exons. Bases 1 to 1134 code for a protein of 377 amino acids. The record is from RefSeq and is a predicted model, not a curated record. Lineage: Eukaryota; Viridiplantae; Streptophyta; Magnoliopsida; Proteales; Proteaceae.
AUGGAUUAUGAUCAAGAAAUCGAUGAUGACAUGGAAAUACAGAGUGAUGGUGAUGGUGAGGUUGACAAGAAAACCAUCCAGACAGUAAUCAUCUUAGUGGCUACUGCUAUUGUAAUAGCAGUGGACCAGUAUUCAAAACUAUUCCUUGAUAAAGAGCCUUACCGUACUCAGAGACUCCGUGGCAUUACUGAGACACAACUAAUUAUUGGUGGUACCGAGAAGACAUGUCGAAGCAUGACAAGACUGAGCAAGAAGGCCUUUUAUAGUUUAUGUCACUUAAUGCGAGAAAGGGGUCUUCUGUAUGACAACAAAUUAGUGCAAGUGGAUGAACAACUGGUGAUAUUUUUACACACAGUUGGCCACAAUGCUAAGAACCGAGUAGUUUCACAUAUGUUUGGCCAUUCUGGGGAGACUAUAAGUCGAUACUUUAACAAGGUAUUGAAUGCAAUAAUGAAAUUGUACCCACUACUGCUCAAGCCUCCAAGUACAACAACGCAUGAACGAAUCACAAGUAACCGUAAAAGAUUCUACCCAUACUUCAAGGACUGUAUUGGAGCCAUAGAUGGUUCACAUAUCCCAGCGUGGGUUCUGGUUGACCAACAUCGUAUAUUUUGUGAUAGGAAGGGAUGUAUAUCCCAAAACAUCCUAGUUGCAUGCGAUUUUGAUAGGAGGUUUACAUAUAUACUUGUUGGUUGGGUAGGAUCGGCAUCAGAUUCUCAAAUACUAGAUAAUGCCAUACACAGGGUAGGAGAAGGAAGGUUAGUGGUACCUGAAGGUAAAUUUUAUCUUGUUGAUGCUGGGUUUGCCAAUCAGAAUGGGUUCUUGAGACCAUUCCGUAAUGUUCGGUAUCAUUUGAAAGAAUGGCAAAACUCUAAUUUGUCACCAACUGAUAAGGAGUUGUUUAAUUUACGACAUUCCUCGUUGCGCAAUUGCAUUGAACGUGCUGCUGAGGAAGAGGCAUUUUUUGAAGCUGAGGAAGAAGAAGCAUCUACUUCCAACAGUGCAUCCACAGCAGUAGAAACAGAUGUGGAAUAUGAAGAUGAUGACAAUGAUGUUGAAGAUGUUGGCAAUGUUGAUGAUGAUGAUAUGUCUGAUGAUCUUAAUGAUUUUGAUGAUGUGAAUGAUUCAGAUUGA